CAUCCACAAGCGAAUAUAUAAAGACACGAUUCUUCACGAGAUCCCAGUUACAAAACUUUUUUCACCGAUUCAGCAUUGAAUUGUCAGCGUCUUUGACAAACUACAAAUAUUCAUACAAAAUACAACGUAAGGUUGAUUAAAUAUAUCAAUUACAUUAGGAAAGAAAAAUGCAGAUCUUUGUUAAAACUUUGACGGGAAAGACAAUUACUUUAGAGGUUGAGGCUUCUGAUACUAUUGAAAAUGUCAAGGCAAAGAUUCAAGACAAAGAGGGGAUCCCACCAGACCAGCAAAGAUUAAUUUUUGCUGGUAAACAAUUGGAAGAUGGAAGAACAUUAUCAGACUACAACAUUCAAAAGGAGUCCACACUCCAUCUCGUACUCCGUCUCCGAGGAGGAAUGCAAAUAUUUGUGAAAACAUUGACCGGCAAAACUAUCACCUUGGAAGUUGAAGCUUCUGACACCAUCGAGAACGUCAAAGCUAAAAUUCAAGACAAAGAAGGCAUCCCACCAGACCAGCAAAGAUUGAUCUUCGCUGGUAAACAAUUGGAAGAUGGAAGAACUUUAUCAGACUACAACAUUCAAAAGGAGUCCACACUCCAUCUCGUACUCCGUCUCCGAGGAGGAAUGCAAAUAUUUGUGAAAACAUUGACCGGCAAAACUAUCACCUUGGAAGUUGAAGCUUCUGAUACUAUUGAAAAUGUCAAGGCUAAGAUUCAAGACAAAGAGGGGAUCCCACCAGACCAGCAAAGAUUGAUCUUCGCUGGUAAACAAUUGGAAGAUGGAAGAACUUUAUCAGACUACAACAUUCAAAAGGAGUCCACACUCCAUCUCGUACUCCGUCUCCGAGGAGGAAUGCAAAUAUUUGUGAAAACAUUGACCGGCAAAACUAUCACCUUGGAAGUUGAAGCUUCUGAUACUAUUGAAAAUGUCAAGGCUAAGAUUCAAGACAAAGAGGGGAUCCCACCAGACCAGCAAAGAUUGAUCUUCGCUGGUAAACAAUUGGAAGAUGGAAGAACUUUAUCAGACUACAACAUUCAAAAGGAGUCCACACUCCAUCUCGUACUCCGUCUCCGAGGAGGAAUGCAAAUAUUUGUGAAAACAUUGACCGGCAAAACUAUCACCUUGGAAGUUGAAGCUUCUGAUACUAUUGAAAAUGUCAAGGCUAAGAUUCAAGACAAAGAGGGGAUCCCACCAGACCAGCAAAGAUUGAUCUUCGCUGGUAAACAAUUGGAAGAUGGAAGAACUUUAUCAGACUACAACAUUCAAAAGGAGUCCACACUCCAUCUCGUACUCCGUCUCCGAGGAGGAAUGCAAAUAUUUGUUAAAACCUUGACCGGCAAAACUAUCACCUUAGAAGUUGAAGCUUCUGACACCAUCGAGAACGUCAAAGCUAAAAUUCAAGACAAAGAAGGCAUCCCACCAGACCAGCAAAGAUUGAUCUUCGCUGGUAAACAAUUGGAAGAUGGAAGAACUUUAUCAGACUACAACAUUCAAAAGGAGUCCACACUCCAUCUCGUACUUCGUCUCCGUGGAGGAAUGCAAAUAUUUGUGAAAACAUUGACCGGCAAAACUAUCACCUUGGAAGUUGAAGCUUCUGAUACUAUUGAAAAUGUCAAGGCUAAGAUUCAAGACAAAGAGGGGAUCCCACCAGACCAGCAAAGAUUGAUCUUCGCUGGUAAACAAUUGGAAGAUGGAAGAACUUUAUCAGACUACAACAUUCAAAAGGAGUCCACACUCCAUCUCGUACUUCGUCUCCGUGGCGGAAAUUAAAUCAUUUGAAAUUAAUUACGAAAUAUAUGUAUUCCAUUUUUUUUUCUUUUAAAUAAAACAAAAAAAUGAUUAUUAAUGAUAAUAAA
Molecule: messenger RNA, 1855 nt
Organism: Microplitis mediator
Lineage: Eukaryota; Metazoa; Arthropoda; Insecta; Hymenoptera; Braconidae
Product: polyubiquitin
Exons: 2
Coding region: 168-1769 (533 amino acids)
Biological process (GO): protein ubiquitination; modification-dependent protein catabolic process
Cellular component (GO): nucleus; cytoplasm
Molecular function (GO): ubiquitin protein ligase binding; protein tag activity
Source: RefSeq, a predicted model, not a curated record